Messenger RNA from Colletes gigas, 1201 nucleotides. It is a transcript of the gene SdhB, whose product is annotated as succinate dehydrogenase [ubiquinone] iron-sulfur subunit, mitochondrial. Gene Ontology annotation, molecular function: 2 iron, 2 sulfur cluster binding; electron transfer activity. Gene Ontology annotation, biological process: respiratory electron transport chain; tricarboxylic acid cycle; aerobic respiration. The transcript is spliced from 7 exons. The coding region runs from base 136 to 969 and encodes 277 amino acids. Lineage: Eukaryota; Metazoa; Arthropoda; Insecta; Hymenoptera; Colletidae. Gene Ontology annotation, cellular component: mitochondrial membrane. The record is from RefSeq and is a predicted model, not a curated record.
UUGACAAUGGUUUAAGCAUUCGCGUUCGUUCUCGCAUGCGAAGCAAAGUUACGGUAAGGUUGGUACUGUCACGUGUAAAAAUUACAUAACACAGGUACCGCAAAACGUUUUCACUUUAAAUCUAUUUAAAAAAAAAUGGCUGGUAUCGGUCCGCAGGCUUGCAGAAAUGCAUUCCGACAAGUUAGAGGUUUGCAUACCUCUGCUAGUCAAAAUGCCGAAGCCAGGUUGAAAACUUUCUCUGUAUAUCGUUGGAAUCCUGACAAACCAGAUGAAAAACCAUACAUGCAAGACUAUAAACUGGAUUUAAACACUUGCGGCCCGAUGGUUUUGGAUGCAUUGAUUAAAAUUAAGAACGAGAUGGAUCCGACAUUGACUUUCCGUCGCUCUUGCCGCGAAGGCAUUUGUGGUUCUUGUGCUAUGAACAUUGGCGGCACAAACACGUUGGCUUGUAUCAGCAAAAUUGAUACUAAUUUAAGUUCACCGAGUAAAAUCUAUCCUUUACCACAUAUGUAUAUAGUGAAAGACUUGGUACCGGAUCUAACCAACUUUUAUAAUCAAUACAAGAGCAUACAGCCAUGGUUGCAACGUGGUGAUGGGCAAAAAGCUGGAUCCAAGCAAUAUUUACAAAGCGUUGAUGACCGUAAAAAAUUGGAUGGUCUCUACGAAUGUAUCUUAUGUGCUUGCUGCAGUACCUCUUGUCCAUCGUAUUGGUGGAACGGUGAUAAGUAUUUAGGACCUGCAGUACUUAUGCAGGCUUACAGGUGGAUAAUUGAUUCACGAGACAAUACAGCAACAGAGCGCCUCGAAAAAUUGAGAGAUCCGUUUUCGGUGUAUCGUUGCCACACUAUUAUGAAUUGUACGCGCACUUGUCCAAAAGGUUUAAACCCUGGAAAAGCAAUUGCGGAAAUAAAGAAACUGUUAGCCAAUAUUAGUGAGAAGAAAAAGCCAGGUCUUGAUGCUGCUGUAUAAUGGUACUGAUAAAUAAAAAAUAAUACCUGGAUUACGCCUUAUUUCCGCAAGUCUGUGAUGCCAAAAGCCACGGAAGGGAGCAAUUCCGGUACCAGGACCGACUAAUAUCAUAGGUGCUUUCGAUGCGAUUGGCAUAUAAAAAUUAGGCGCACUAAAUACACAAAAGAAUAAUUAAUAUCUCUUCUAUAAUGUGAAAGUCAACUUUUAAAGAAAUGAAAUCAUACAAAACAAU